This is a messenger RNA of Paramecium pentaurelia, 1792 nucleotides long. The record is from the annotation of a GenBank genome assembly. NCBI's taxonomy places the organism in Eukaryota, Ciliophora, Oligohymenophorea, Peniculida, Parameciidae.
AUGUUGAGUGCAUAAAAACUUACACUAUAAAAUUAAGAUGCUUUCUCUUAAUUCUUUGAUAAAUAUGUAUCCAACUCCAGCAAACUUUAAAGCCGCAGUGUCAGAGAACUUGCAUAGAAAUUAGCCAUUUAAUAUUUUAGUGCUCAACUACCUUCUAGAUAUUUAACAGAGAAUAAUAUGAGGAAAAAAAGUAGAAAUAUAGUUUACAAAUAAAUGGAAACAGAUGCAAUAGAAAAGGCAAAAGCAUAAUUUAAAGCAAAGAAAUAGAGAAAGGAAUCUUAACAACGAAAGUUACCCCCAGUUCCUAAAAGGAAGGAUACUUAACCAAGAAGUUUUUCGGUAUAACAUCCUAUUAAAUGUUUAUCGGCUUAGUCUAAGAGAUCAACGCCUUCUACAUAUUUCUAUUAUUUAGGAGAAGGGAACAACCAUGAGUUAAUUAAGAAGUUACUAGAUGAAAGAUAAAAUUGGGUUCAAGUCAAAGAUAUUAGCCUUAAGAAUAUUAACUUUAAAUGGUAAGAAACUGAGAAAGGGUAUGAAUAUCGUACUUUAGCAGGGAAUUCAAAAGAUUCUACACCAUAAAUGCUUAAUCAUUUUGAAUUUCAUGCUGAAAUUUCAAAUAAAUAUCACUUAGCAUUAAAUUUUAAGACAUAUUGUGAAGUAAUCAAUCUAUUAAUUAUAAACUAUAGAAAAACUAAUUAAACGUAUAAGAUUAUAUUCCUAUAAGUUUUGCAAUAGAAUGUACAAACUAGAAUUUAAAAGCUGGUUUAUUUUAGUUCUUAACAUUCUAUAGAUCAUAUUGUCCUUAAAAUUAAUUACAAGAAUUAGAUAAAACAAUAAAAUCAUAUUAGUUUAAGUAUGGUACAUAAUUGGAAAGUAAAAUUGAUUAAAAUUCUACUUUAUUUGCUGGAGAAAAUCUAUGGAUCUUUAAACCAGCAAAUAUGAAUUAAGGAAGAGGAAUUCAUGUAGUCAGAAAUCUAUAAGAGAUAAUUGAUAUUUAUAAUAGGUAUUAGAAUGGAUAUAGAGAACAUUUAUUGGAAGUGAAAAGAAAUGAAAAUAAUGAAAUAGUAACAAAAAUCAUAUACAUUAAUACAUUAAUGACAGAAUAAUUUGUGAUUUAGAAAUAUAUUGAAAAACCUUUAUUAAUAAAAGGAAGGAAAUUUGAUAUCAGAACUUAUGUGUUGAUAACAUCUAAUUUAGGAUUCUUCUUCUUUAAGUAUAAAUUUAAUUUACUAUUUAGAGAAGGAUAAAUAAGAUUGGCUACAGAAACAUUUGAUGUUAAAUAAUAAUCUAAUUAUGUACAUUUAACUAAUAAUGCUGUUCAGUACACACAUCCUUAAUAUGGAAAAACUGAGGAAGGUAAUCAAUAUAAUUUUGAUCAAGCUUCAUAAUAUUUUAAGAUAGAUUUUAGAAAAGAAGUAUCAAAUUAAUUUAUAUAUAAAGGUGAUUCAAAAGUUGAAAUAGAUAUCUCUUUUAGCUUUUACAAGUGUUAAAGGAAAAAUAAAUAAAUAUAAAAGGAAAAAUUGUUUUGAAAUUUUUGGAAUGGAUUUUAUUUUAGAUGAGAAUUUUAAACCAUGGUUAAUAGAAGUGAAUACAAAUCCUAGUUUAGAAGUAACUAGUAAAUUAUUAGGAAGUUUGUUUCCAAGAUUAAUAGGUAAUUAUUGGUUUAUAAAUAGAUGAUGCAUUUAAAUUAACAGUUGACCGACUAUUCAUUUAAUAAAAGACACCAUCAAAAUACCCAUUUCUUAAUUAUCCAAAUGAAGAGAACUUAUGGGAAUAUGUUUGUUAGCUUUGA